AAUCAGCUGUUCAAAUGUCAAAAUGGAUUGCCUAAUCAGAAGCCAUUUGCAAGAUAGAUCCACCGGCUGGGUCAACACGAAUCAUGUCUUCGAUGACUGCUGCGUAUUUUGGCAUCUUCUGCCUCCUUCUUUUCGCAUUUCUCACUCAUUUUGUUACAGCCGACGAAAUCUGCUAUGCCUUCCAAGAUGCUGAAUUAGGCGCUUUCUUCGGACAGUUUCGCUGUGCCGAGUUCUGCUGCGGAAAUCAAAACAGAAAGUACUGCUGUAAUCAGUGUCGGAGUAGCGUGUAUCAACAUGACUGUCCAAAGGAAAUUACUGGGGAGGUGGUUGGCGGCACCUUGACCUUCAUCAUCACCAUCGUCGUUCUCUUCGUGGCGGUGAUGGCCUGUAAGUGUGGAUGCUGCAAAAAGAAUGCCCCAAAUGGAGAAAAUGGCACAACGCAAAAUCGUCUAUCUUCCCUUGCAACCCUCCUGCCCAGUCCACAGUUGCUGCGUAGGGGACUGGUCCCAGGGGCAGCGUGCUUAACAAAACCUCCUCCCUACCCUGGAGAGUCACCACCGCCGUAUUCAGAAGCAACCAAUCAAAAUUUGAAUUCAGAACCAGAUGUAACGGUUUCUGAUCUGUCGCACGAACAUGACGAAGCAUUAUUGUCUGCUGGGAAUCAAACAUGCCAUGAUGAAAGUAGAAGUAGGAAUAUAAACUCAAGUGACUCUAGUGCACAUAGAAACGUGGAAACUGAUAACUCUGCGCACCCGUUUGCGCCAAUUGAUGCAAAUGAUCCUCCACCUCCUUAUGUGUCGACGGAGAGAGUAUGAUGUCACAGUUGAUAGAAACUGACAAGACUCAUGACUAAGGACAAAACAUUUGAUUUUUUGAAAGUUUGGUGCCAAUGUGCUUGUAUUGUAUCCUUGAAAAACUGAAUCCGUAGAUUUUUUUCAUGUCUUGAUCGGAUGUUGUCGACGAAAUAGUAUCAAAAUGUACAAUGUAUUGUAAAUAAAAGUUACAAAUUUUUAACACA
Molecule: messenger RNA, 1018 nt
Organism: Lineus longissimus
Lineage: Eukaryota; Metazoa; Nemertea; Pilidiophora; Heteronemertea; Lineidae
Product: protein shisa-5-like
Exons: 4
Coding region: 84-815 (243 amino acids)
Source: RefSeq, a predicted model, not a curated record